CGGCGACCGAGCAUCGAGGGGCUGCGCAGUGCGCGCCUGAGCCUUUGGUGCGCGCUCCCUUUAAGGCCAAUAUGCCAAAACAAUACUCCGCAUCAUAACUCUGAUUACCUCCUGGCUAUGUACUGCGCCACAUGCCAAUGUGGGGGGUAGACAUCACAUACUUUGAAUUUCUCUGUCUAUCUGGCAAACGUUCAGGUCCUCGUCCGACACCAGAGUCGCUCGUGUCGGUUCUCACAGUUCAUACACCACCACCAUGACCAAGAUAUUGACCUCCAGCCAAGCUGAGGAACUGCAUAAGUCGAUAAUCGCCUACCUCUCAUCAAUAAAUGCCUCGCGGAGUUGUGAAGUGCUGCGGGAGGAACUCCAGGUGGACAGUAGUUUCGACGAUGCGCUGUGCCGGAAAUAUGAGGGGCUAUUAGAGAAGAAAUGGACCGGAAUUGCUCGGCUGCAGAAAAAGAUCUUGGACUUAGAAUCUAAACUCGCUGGGCUCCAAACCGAGCUUGACACUAUAUCACCUACAGCCCGUUCCACCGGGAAGGACCCGAUAAACUGGCUUCCUACUUCUUCCCGACACACAUUCGAGUCGCACCGAGAUGCUGUCACAUGCGUCGCAUUCCAUCCUGUCUUCACCUCUCUCGCCUCCGGUUCCGAGGACUGCACAAUCAAAAUAUGGGAUUGGGAACUCGGCGAACUAGAGCGGACACUCAAGGGCCAUAUGAGGCCGGUCUCCGAUCUCGAUUUUGGCGGUCAGAAAGGACAUACCAUACUAGCAUCAUGUUCGAGUGAUCUCCAGAUCAAACUGUGGGACCCGAACAAGGAUUAUGCCAAUGUUCGGACUCUUUCUGGGCAUGACCAUUCAGUUUCGGCUGUGCGCUUUUUGCGACAGACAGAUAACAUUCUUAUUUCGGCUAGUCGGGAUGCGACAAUUCGGAUAUGGGAUGUGUCAACCGGAUACUGUGUCAAGGUGAUCGACUCGCAGGGCUCCUGGAUCAACGACGUAUCGCCUUCUUUCGAUGGAAAGUGGCUGGUCACAGGAGGCCGUGAUCAAGCCGCGAUGGUUUGGGAAGUCGCAUCAGCCAAAUCGGUUGCGUCAUUAAUAGGCCACGAGAAUUUCAUCGAGUGCUGCGUAUUUGCGCCUCCCUCAAGCUAUAAGCACUUGGCCGCUAUUGCGGGACUAAAGACAGCACCACCUGCGAGUAGCUCCUCCGAAUUCAUUGCGACGGGAGCUCGUGAUAAGACGAUCAAGCUCUGGGAAUCCCGGGGCCGAUUGAUCAAGACAUUAGUUGGGCACGACAACUGGGUACGAGGCCUAUUAUUCCAUCCUGGCGGGAAGUAUUUAAUCAGUGUGGCGGACGACAAAACAAUACGUUGCUGGGAUCUGUCUCAAGGAGGAAGACUGGUGAAGACGAUCAACGCCCACGGGCAUUUUGUUAGUUGCAUUCGUUGGGGCCCAGUACCUGUGAGCGAUGUUCCAGUGGAGACUUCUGAAUCGACUAAAAGUUCCAAGACGGACUCUGUCAAGCCUGGGUUUCAAUGCGUCAUUGCAACAGGGAGCGCCGAUUCAAGUGUACGGAUUUUCACGUAGUUUCAGAGGUAAAUGAUUGCAUAUAUCCUAACCUUUUCAAAGACUAAUACCAAUACGAAGACUCAGAUUCAUGAAGCUCCCUCCUCCCAUCCGCAAGACACAUACACACUCACACCCUUGUAAAUGCAAUCCCAGGAGAAACCAACAAGCAAGCCCCGAUAUUCCGAGGUCGAGGUCGAGGUCUCCAGCCGCAGAUCCCUUUUUCCUGUACACAAACAAACCCAAACACACUGCUGCUCAUCGCGGCUCCCGACCAGGAGAAUUGAUUGAUGAAAUGAUGAAUGAGAUUAUGACUGAAGCUGAAUCUGAUACGCGCGUUGGUUGCCUAGAAAUAACAUGAUGAUGUCUGAAGUAGGAGAAGGAGAGGACCUUAGGAGAGGGAACCGGUUACACAUCACAGGGUCAUGUCUGGAUCAGACAUCAGACAUGCAACAUUCGCGAAGCAAAAAGCACAAUGCAGCGCGACCUUUCCCACCACUCAGACCGAGAUGGAGACGAGCAAUCUCUUCACGCAUCGCAUCAUGCAUGUCUAC
Messenger RNA from Aspergillus welwitschiae, 2118 nucleotides. Its product is annotated as WD40 repeat domain-containing protein. The transcript has 3 exons. The coding region runs from base 254 to 1585 and encodes 443 amino acids. NCBI's taxonomy places the organism in Eukaryota, Fungi, Ascomycota, Eurotiomycetes, Eurotiales, Aspergillaceae. The record is from RefSeq and is a predicted model, not a curated record. Gene Ontology annotation, molecular function: protein binding.